Molecule: messenger RNA, 1333 nt
Organism: Momordica charantia (bitter melon)
Lineage: Eukaryota; Viridiplantae; Streptophyta; Magnoliopsida; Cucurbitales; Cucurbitaceae
Biological process (GO): endoplasmic reticulum to Golgi vesicle-mediated transport
Cellular component (GO): endoplasmic reticulum membrane; Golgi membrane; endoplasmic reticulum-Golgi intermediate compartment
Source: RefSeq, a predicted model, not a curated record
GCUUUGCAAGUAGGCCAACCCCAAGUCUCAGUCUUUAGCCGACGUUCAGAUUCAGACUGAAAGAAAACUCGCUUUCUUCUCUCCCAAGCGAGGCCUUCGCCGGAAGCUUUUCAACCCCUUCCUCCGCCACGAAGCGAAGCCCUCGCCGGUCCGUUUUACCCCUUCAAUUUCUCCAAUUUCCGCUAAAACGAACCCAGUUGAUCUUUGGGUCACUCCUGUUUCAGAGAAAUGUAUAGUAAUGUUGAAGCCCAGUCCGCAGCUCCAAAACCUCCAUCAAGCUCUCAGCCAAAUCCAUUUGGAAAUGCAUUUUAUGGUGCCGGAUCAGGACUAAUUCGAGGUGGACUGGGUGCAUACGGAGAGAAAAUCUUUGGAUCAAGCUCAGAGUAUGUUCAAAGCAAUAUAAGUAGGUACUUUUCUGAUCCUCAAUACUACUUCCAAGUGAACGACCAGUAUGUGAGGAAUAAAUUGAAGGUUGUCCUAUUUCCAUUUCUACACAGGGGCCACUGGACGAGAAUAACUGAUCCAAUUGGAGGACGACUGUCGUACAAGCCACCGAUUUAUGAUAUAAAUGCACCAGACUUGUACAUUCCAUUAAUGGCUUUUGGCACUUAUGUUGUUCUUGCAGGCUUCUCACUUGGUCUUCAAGGAAAGUUUACUCCAGAAGCUUUGAGUUGGUUGUUCAUCAAGGGAUUGCUAGGUUGGUUUAUGCAAGUCAUGCUGCUUAAAGUAACACUCUUGUCAUUGGGAAGUGGGGAGGCACCGUUACUUGAUAUCGUUGCAUAUGCAGGAUAUGCAUUUACCGGAUUGUGUCUGGCUGCCAUUGGAAGAAUAUCAAUGAAAUACUCUUACUAUUUUCUGAUGCCGUGGACGGCCUUAUGCAUGGGAAUAUUCUUGGUGAAAACGAUGAAGAGAGUACUAUUUGCAGAGGUGAGGAGCUAUGAUUCAAGCAGGCAUCACUAUCUCUUGCUCUUUAUUGCUUUGGCUCAGUUCCCACUUUUCACUUGGCUUGGAAAUGUUAGUGUCAAUUGGCUGAUAUAAGUGCAAUGUUUCUGUAUUUUUUAUUAGAAGCAUGUCCUUAGCCAUCUUUAGAUGUAAGCAAACUUUAUGAGAUAUCAACCAUUAACAGCUUUUUGUGCCUUCCUAGUUUUACCAUUGUAAAAUUUUUUGUACUGGUUUCUUCUACUAUUCCUUAGAGUUUCAGUAUUUCUUUUUUACCCCUGAAUAUUCAUGUGCUGGCCUGGCCCCAAAACUCAGGACAGGAGUAACAUGGAACUUUUUUUCAAUGUUUUCUUUCUUCAUUUUCUGUUGAUAUAAAGGGUUGGUUUGAAAUUAA